AAGUCCUCUCUCUGUAGACAGGGAGGUUUCUUUCUUGCUUGUCCAAGGAGGGAGGAAAAAAACCUUCAGCUUUUAUUGUUAUUAUUACUGAAACCAACUCAAAGACCUGCUGCUUUUUCUUCUUUCAUAAACCAGGGAGCUGGCUGAAAGAGACUGGAUUGCUUGUUUCGCUCAAGGGGAAAGCAUCUGAGGACACUGGCAGUGUGCAGAGCUCUCUGCUGAACGUUCUGAAAACUCUGGCUGACUGAAGGCUUCAUAGCACAGCACCUUAGGAUGAAUCCACACCAGCUCUGGCCUCUCUCCCUCUUUAUCUUCCUGUUGGUCAGCUCGUCCAAUCAGAUCGAAGAUAACCAGAUCCCCAGCCUCUGCUCAGGACAGCCUGGUAUCCCAGGAUCCCCUGGGGCACACGGCAGCCCAGGCCUGCCAGGGAGGGACGGCAGAGAUGGGCGUGAUGCCGCCCCGGGGGAAAAGGGGGUCAAAGGAGAUUUGGGCGAGCCAGGGAUGUCUGGCGCCAGGGGCGACCGCGGCGACCGGGGGGAGCCAGGAGAGAAGGGCGACAGGGGGCAGCCGGGAGAGUGCGCCGUGGCGCCCAAGUCCGCCUUCAGCGCCAAGCUGUCGGAGAGCCGGGGCGCGCCCACGCCCGUGGGGGAGGCGGUGCGGUUCGACGUGGCGCUCCUGAACGAGCAGGGGCACUACGACGCGGAGACGGGCCGCUUCACCUGCAGGGUGCCCGGAGUCUACUACUUCGCCGUCCACGCCACCGUCUACCGCGCCAGCCUGCAGUUCGACCUGAUGAAGAACGGCCACGUCGUGGCCUCGUACUUCCAGUACUACGGCAACUGGCCCAAGCCGGCCUCUCUGUCCGGCGGCUCGCUGCUGCACCUGGUGCCCGGAGACCAGGUGUGGGUGCAGAUGGGCCUGAGCGAAUACAGCGGCUUCUACUCCAGCCAGAAGACGGACAGCACCUUCAGCGGCUUCCUCGUCUAUUCGGACUGGAAAAACUCCGCCGUCUUCGCCUAGCAGGGACACGCGUGCGCCGGUGCGCGGGGGAUGGGCGGACAACACGCGGAACCGAAGGGACCGAAAACAGCCCAGAACAAGAUAAACUCGAUCAUCCACGUAAUCAGAAUAACUUAUUAUGUUUGCACACGUCUUGACAGCCGUCUUCGCUGGCCAGAUAGCCAGCCUCGAUAGAUGUACAGUAAAUCAACGACAAAUAUCUACAGCUUUGAUAUUCGCGGGAUCUUUUAGGGUUUGAUUCUAGGGAACAAGAGAGAUAAUGACCAGUCAGAGAGCAAGACAGGCUUGCAGUCUCACUCUUAUAUUUAAACUGUUUAUAUACACACACAGUGUCUAAACAGAUAUAGUCAAGUGGAUUUCAGAACCUCACAUUUCACCUUACAACCUUCUAUUCAUUGCUGGAAGAUCAAUGCGCUUAAAAUAACAUUAUGCAUUUACACGCUAUCUGUUUCUCUAUGUAUCUGAUGUAUCUGUUAUUAACGAUAGAUCAUAUUAGUCUUCUGGUCUAAAUAUGUUCCAGUGAUUCUCACUUUAGUCACCUAGGAGGUCACCUAGGAGAUGUCUGUAGUCAGAGCCCUGUGCAACUAUCCCUGGUUCUCUGGUUUGAAACUAUCCUAUCUCCCUGCAGAUGUUGGCUCAGCUCAACAUUCCCAUAAAACGAUGCCUUAAUAGAGAACAUUUCCUACCUGGAAAAAGGAGCCCCGACACUCAUAUCAUAUUCUCAAGUACAGAUGUCAAGAUCAGGAGAUAUCAGAAGGAUUCACUCACACACAAGCACAAACACUGGUCCUGUGUCUGAGGUGCUGUACCUGUGAACAAAGUCCGUCUGUGUGACUGGUAAUGAGAACGGUAUGUCUUCAAGCCUGAGCUAAACUGUACAAAAUGAAGCAAUUUACUAUUAGACAAGUGUACAGAUGUGCUCACCUAGGUUUAUUAUAAUAAAAGCAAACUAAUACAGAAA
This is a messenger RNA of Lepisosteus oculatus (spotted gar), 1981 nucleotides long. RefSeq names its product C1q and TNF related 5 (gene c1qtnf5). Gene Ontology annotation, molecular function: protein binding. Lineage: Eukaryota; Metazoa; Chordata; Actinopteri; Semionotiformes; Lepisosteidae. The record is from RefSeq and is a predicted model, not a curated record.